Capra hircus (goat) is the source of this 1257-nucleotide messenger RNA. Its product is annotated as interferon-inducible GTPase 1-like. The record is from RefSeq and is a predicted model, not a curated record. NCBI's taxonomy places the organism in Eukaryota, Metazoa, Chordata, Mammalia, Artiodactyla, Bovidae. Gene Ontology annotation, molecular function: GTPase activity; GTP binding. Gene Ontology annotation, cellular component: endoplasmic reticulum membrane. Gene Ontology annotation, biological process: cellular response to interferon-beta; defense response.
AUGGAUCUACUCCUCUUAAACUUCAUUUUAAAAAAUGAUUUUGGGCAACUGACCUCAGAGUUACCGUCUUUCUACAAAAAAUUAGUCAGUGAAGUUGGGGGGAUCCUCCCUCAGGAAAGCCUUAAACGUAUUCAAACAGACUUUGAGAAGGGGCAGCCAAUAGAGGCGGCUGAUGAAGUUCAGAGAGCACUUCAGAGCGCUGAGAAUGCUACCCUGAAUGUGGCUGUGAUUGGGCAAUCUGGUUCUGGCAAGUCCAGUUUCAUCAAUGUCUUGCAAGGAAUUGGGCAUGAACAGGCUGGAUCUGCUUCUGUUGGAGUUGUGCCAACCACCACAAAGAAAACUCCCUAUCCACAUCCAAAGUGUCCCAACAUGACCUUCUGGGACCUGCCUGGAACUGGGACCCCCGAAUCCAAUCCAGACCCUUAUCAAGAAGUAGUGGGAGAUGAUAACUAUGACUUUUUCAUCAUUAUUUCUUCCUCACGGUUUAGCGCAAACGAUGCUUUCCUGGCCCAGAAGAUUCAGGAGAAGGGAAAAAAAUUCUACUUUGUUAUAACCAAGGUGGAUAGUGAUUUAUAUAAUGAAAGGAAAAGCAAACCCAGAUCUUUCAAAAAGGAGACAGUCCUUCAGCAGAUCCGAGACAACUGCCUGAUCAAACUCAGCAAAAUUGUAUCUGAGCCGACUGUCUUCCUGGUGUCCAACUUUAAGCCAAAGAAGUUUGAUUUCCCGAAACUGCAGGAGACACUGCUGCAGAAUCUCCCUGCUGAAAAGCGCUACAUCGCUCUCCUCUUGUGCCCAAAUUUGUCUGAGUCUUUCAUUGAGAUGAAGAGAGCUAUGAUCAAGGAGAAGGUCUGGCUGAAAGCCGUCAGGGCAGCCGUUUUGGUCUUCAUCCCCUAGACGCCUUUCUUCUGUGGCUUUAAUUCAUCUGAACAGUAUAGUCAGUUGAAACGUUAUCAGAGCGAUUUUGGUUUGGAUGAGGAGUCGGUCAGUCAGAUUGCCCAGAACCUGGGCAUAUCUGAGCAAGAGAUCUACAGCCUCAUGAAGUCCGCAGAUUUCAACUCACUUGUGAAGGAUGACAGUAUAACCAAUGUCAAGAAGUGUGCUGAGCUCAUUUGCUCAGUUACUGGACUCCCCCAGUCUUCUAUUUUCCAGUUUUACAAAGUCUACUUUCUACAUCUGAAAUUCAUCGAUACAGUGGCGGAAGAUGCUAAAAGAGUCUUGGCUAAGGUUGAGGAGAUGAAGUCUGAUAAGAAGAAGUAG